GGCAAAUGUUCCCCCAGCUGUUUCCUGUCUACAGUGUCUGUGUUUUGUAGAUAAAUGUGAGGAUUUUCUCUAAAUCCCUCUUCUGUUUGCUAAAUCUCACUGUCACUGCUAAAUUCAGAGCAGAUAGAGCCUGCGCAAUGGAAUAAAGUCCUCAAAAUUGAAAUGUGACAUUGCUCUCAACAUCUCCCAUCUCUCUGGAUUUCUUUUUGCUUCAUUAUUCCUGCUAACCAAUUCAUUUUCAGACUUUGUACUUCAGAAGCAAUGGGAAAAAUCAGCAGUCUUCCAACCCAAUUAUUUAAGUGCUGCUUUUGUGAUUUCUUGAAGGUGAAGAUGCACACCAUGUCCUCCUCGCAUCUCUUCUACCUGGCUCUGUGCCUGCUCACCUUCACCAGCUCUGCCACAGCUGGACCGGAGACGCUCUGUGGGGCUGAGCUGGUGGAUGCUCUCCAGUUCGUGUGUGGAGAAAGGGGCUUUUAUUUCAACAAGCCCACUGGGUAUGGCUCCAGCAGUCGGAGGGUGCCUCAGACAGGCAUUGUGAAUGAGUGCUGCUUCCGGAGCUGUGAUCUGAGGAGACUGGAGAUGUACUGCGCACCCCUCAAGCCUGUCAAGUCAGCCCGCUCUGCCCGUGCCCAGCGCCACACUGACAUGCCCAAGACCCAGAAGGAAGUACAUCUGAAGAACGCAAGUAGGGGGAGUGCAGGAAACAAGAACUACAGAAUGUAGGAAGACCUUCCUGAGAAGUGAAGAGCGACAUGCCACCGCAGAAUCCUUUGCUCUGCACGAGUUACCUGUUAAACUUUGGAAUAACUACCAAAAAAUAAGUUUGAUAACAUUGAAAAGAUGGGCGUUUCCCCCAAUGAAAUACACAAGUAAACAUUCCAACAUUGUCUUUAGGAGUGAUUGAUAAAAGGUUUGCACCUUGAAAAAAUUGUCCUGGAGUUGGUAGAUUGCUGUUGAUCCUUUAUCAGUAAUGUUCUAUAGAAAAGAAAAAAAAAACAUAUAUAUAUAUAUAUAUAUAUAUAUAUAUAUAUAUACACACACACACAUAUAUAUCUUAGUCCCUGCCUCUAAAGAGCCACAAAUGCAUGGUUAUUAUGUAGAUCCAGUUGCACUAAAUUCCUCUCUGAAUCUUGGCUGCUGGAGCCAUUCAUUGAGCAACCUUGUCUAAGUGGUUUAUGAAUUGUUUCUUUACUUGCACUUCUUUCUACACAACAUGGGCUGUUUGUUUUACAGUGUCUGAUAAUCUCCUUCAUCUACACCCACCACCUCCCUUCAUAACCUUUAUAUUUGCCGAAUUUGGCCUCCUCAAAAGCAGCAGCGAGUCGUCAAGAAACAUACCAAUUUCUAACCCACAAGAUUCCAUCUGUGGCAUUUGUGCCAAAUAUAAGUUGGAUGCAUUUAUUUUAGACAUAAAGCUUUAUUUUUCCACAUCAUGCUUACAAAAAAGAAUAAUGCAAAUAGUUGCAACUUUGGGGCCAAUCAUUUUUAGGCAUAUGUUUUAAACAUAGAAACUUGCUUCAACUCAAAACAGUUUCUUCAAAUGAGGAGUUAAUGUGCAACCUGAUUAGUAACUUUCCUCUUUUUAUUUUUCCAUAUAGAGCACUAUGUAAAUUUAGCAUAUCAAUAAUACAAGGUAUAUCAAACAGUAUAUAAAACUCUGUUUUUUAGUA
Messenger RNA from Cebus imitator (Panamanian white-faced capuchin), 1670 nucleotides. RefSeq names its product insulin like growth factor 1 (gene IGF1). Gene Ontology annotation, molecular function: hormone activity; growth factor activity. The transcript is spliced from 4 exons. Bases 262 to 723 code for a protein of 153 amino acids. Lineage: Eukaryota; Metazoa; Chordata; Mammalia; Primates; Cebidae. The record is from RefSeq and is a predicted model, not a curated record. Gene Ontology annotation, cellular component: extracellular region.